Messenger RNA from Aspergillus welwitschiae, 749 nucleotides. RefSeq lists its product as uncharacterized. Bases 50 to 376 code for a protein of 108 amino acids. Lineage: Eukaryota; Fungi; Ascomycota; Eurotiomycetes; Eurotiales; Aspergillaceae. The transcript has 2 exons. The record is from RefSeq and is a predicted model, not a curated record.
CUUUGACUUCUGGAGACGGCCCACACAUUCCAAAUGCGACGCCACACAUAUGAUGCGUCUCCCCCCGUGCGAGCCACAGGUCGAGGAUCAACCGGGGAAGUUGUUUCCGGACUGCUCAGAAAGACCCGUCGCAGGGUCGUGGAUCCCCCAGCUGGGUAGCUCUAAUUGCCAAACCGGGAACCCAGUGCAGACGGAACCAUAUCCAGGCAUCCGUCUGCUACAUCCGCUGCGAGGAGUACACCUUAUUUCUCGAUCCGUGCUCCGGGACCCGUUCCCCGUCGAGAAUGUGGUGCAGCAAAUGCGGUCCUCCCCGGACGGUGUGGUAUGUGCUUUCUCCAUCCCCAGAUACUCCGGGGGCAGCAAGUGGUACCUUUAAACUCCGCGCAAGGCCGUGGCGGGGCAGCCAGGGUGUGCGUUGUGAGGAGUCCAAGACCGCGCUCCUGGAUCUUCAGUCCUAGCUUCUAGUGCUCUUCCAAUGUUUCAUCCAUAUUUGACCCCUUCCCCCGGUCGGCGAUGCAAAAGUCCCAAUUCCUGGCUAGGAGGGAACCACCAUGAGUGGAUGCAUCAUCUUUAGAUGCCUAAGGUAGUCCAACCCAAAGCGCUAGAUCGAUAACAAACACCACAAGUAGAAUGUUUCGCCCGACCAACGAAACCGAUGGCAUGGCAUCAUGAGAACCAAUAACGGGGGAAGCGGUGAAUCACCGCUGUUUGGGAGCUUUGACAGCCCCUGCAGACACAGUACCGUAGAU